Molecule: messenger RNA, 435 nt
Organism: Pipistrellus nathusii (Nathusius's pipistrelle)
Lineage: Eukaryota; Metazoa; Chordata; Mammalia; Chiroptera; Vespertilionidae
Source: the annotation of a GenBank genome assembly
AUGGGGCUUCUUCUCCCCUUCUUCCUUUCCCCUUUGCAUGUGAAAUACUGUGAAGAAAUUGCCCUGGCACUUUUCAGACUUUGUUGCUUGAAAUGCACAGCGCAGCAAUCUUCAAGUCCCCCACUGUUGCUGCCUGCCACGUCACACAGUAUCAUUCCACAUUCCAAGAUCGUCACCGCCCGAGGAUGCGCCCCAGCUGCACUUCUCAUUGCCUGGAACGAUUGUUUUCAAAUCUUCCUUUUAGAUGUCAAUCCAGUCCUGGCACCUGGUCUCAUUGGGAGAAUGAGAAAAGCUAGCCAUCGAACUUCUCGGGGGCCUUUCACCCACCAAGGAAGACAAAGAAAAACAAUGAAAUCCUUUGAGGACAGUGCUUGUCCACUUGUUUACAAUGUCCUCCUUUUUCUUUUUUCUUUCUUUUCUUUUUUCUUUUUUUAA